Messenger RNA from Plasmodium knowlesi strain H, 675 nucleotides. Its product is annotated as conserved Plasmodium protein, unknown function. Bases 1 to 675 code for a protein of 224 amino acids. The record is from RefSeq and is a predicted model, not a curated record. The transcript has a single exon. NCBI's taxonomy places the organism in Eukaryota, Apicomplexa, Aconoidasida, Haemosporida, Plasmodiidae.
AUGGGGCUCAGACUCCUCGCCCUCCUCUCACAGGUGAUGCUACUCUUACCACUCGCCCUGUGCAAUAAAAGCCUAAUCCAACUGAAUUAUCAAAUAAACACGUACCCAGGGGAAAGCGCAAAAUGGAAUCAGUUAGGACAAUUCGUACUGAACAAAAAUCAAAUUUUCAACACCUCAAAUGCCUAUGAACAAGAAAAGGAUAAACUCAUUGAACAAUUAAAGAGACCCAAUUUUGACUACGUCCUAUUUCAAUUAUGUGAUGACGCAGAUGAGAAGACAUGCAUACAGACAUAUGUAGGAAAAAAGAAAAUUCAAAACGUGGAUGAUUUUUUCUUACUUAUAGGAUUAAAUAAUAACUACUUACCCCAUAUUUUAAACUACAGAACGAGUGAAGAGUUAGAAGAAGACACGCAGAUAUUCUCCGGCAUGUUGGCCGUUAAAGUUUUGUCCGUGUCAGUACCCAUCACCGUGGCUAACUUAAAAACGGGGGAGAAUGCUGCCAAGUCAAAGAGCAAGCCGAAUGAGGAAGCUAAAAAGGAGAAGCCGAAAUCUUUUAUUCGCAAAUACUGGAUUUAUGUGGCCAUAUUUUUCUUAUCCUUGUCCAUAUCCAGACACUUCACGGAGGGUAUGCAGCAAGCGGGGGGACAGACGAGAGGGCCUGCUCCCAGUGGAUAG